AUGGACAUUGACACUAAUUUACUUUUGGCCGAGAAGGAUGCGGCCUACCUAACCGUCCGCAGGCGUCGCCUGGAGCUCGAGGAGGCCAAUAAGGAUUACGAGCGUGAGGAAGCCCUUCUUCACUUGCUGGAGAAGCGCCAGUUCGCCGUCGCCGCAGUCGAUCAAGAAGCACUCCUGAACGCUUGGAACAUUGGCAAUGCGGAGAGGAUGGCCGCUCGGAAGCGCUUCACGCCCGCGCCGGAGCCUACUAUCGAGGCGUACAACGUGGUCGGCCAACCGAGAUCUGGUUCUUACCCCCGUAGCAUCCACGAGGACAGCGCCGAGGCGCUUUUUGAAGCAGAUUCCCGUCUAGCCUAUGGUCUCGAGGCGCUGAACAACCUGAACAAGGGCGCUUGGGAGGACCGAUUGCCCGAGCUGCGAACAAAAAUCGUCCAAGCUGAGAAGAAGCUUGCCGUCGCGCAGGCGGCCUACGAUGACAUGGCAGCCCGAACGCGUGCAGCUGGGAGCUACUUCAACAACAUCAACAAGGAGCUCGGGCGUCAGUGCGCCGAAGCCGACUAUGCCCUGCCACCGCCUCAAGAAUAUGGCCCGAUGCCGCCCCUCAUCCACUGGCUGAACGGGCAAUACAUCGGAUACAUCGAAGGCAUUGCCACCUCGACUCAUCCGACUUGGAUAGGACGACCGGAGCAAGAUUCCGGCACCAAGGUGCCGGGGGCGUUUAGCGGCGAGCACCGCGAGGGCGUCGACACCAACGACUUCCCGCGCCCUGGCAACACUGAGGCUCACGUCUACGCCAUUCUGGUCGACGACGCCACCAGCCAGAGCACCAGUAAUGAGAAGGCCAACCCAUUCGACGGCGGAGCGGCGAGCAGCGACGGCAAAUCGGCGGAGACCAUGCACGACGAGCACGAUGCUGCAAAAACGCCCAAACGGGGCAAGGGCCGUCCGUCGUCACUUCAGGACGGCUAUUGCGUCAACUGCCCGCCGUCGAAGGGGCUGCAGCCAGUGAGGAACAUCUACACGCACCCACUGUGCCCGCCGUGCGGUACCCUCUAUAUCAAUGCAUCCACUCGCGCUCUCGAUAAGAAGGCCUGCAACGGUACCUGGUGCACCAAAGCCAAGCCCUGCGCCAUCUGCAGCUUCGAGAAGAAGUGGGCGCCCCUAGGCUUCCGCCCCUACACCAACACCACCAAAAAGCCCACUGAACUGAUAAUUGUACAUUCUGAA
This is a messenger RNA of Mesorhabditis spiculigera, 1227 nucleotides long. NCBI's taxonomy places the organism in Eukaryota, Metazoa, Nematoda, Chromadorea, Rhabditida, Rhabditidae. The record is from the annotation of a GenBank genome assembly.